AUGAUAAAGGCCGAUUCUACAAAUUCCUACACUCACGCUUUCCCCAAAUUAGUCAUUUGCUGGCCUUUAGCCCGAAAGUUUAGAAAUGAGGACAGAAGGGAAAAUCCAAAUCCAAAGCAAAAGAAAGAGACAAAAGUAAUUGUAAAGUCUGCCCUUGAGGCUGCCUUUGCAAAAUACUCUAAUCGGAUUGGUCUCAAGAGACGUGUAACAGUUCUGGAGAAACCGUAUGUAAUUGCCGCCAAGCUGCAGGCUUUGAGCCCCAAGUACAACUCGCUCAUGAACCACAUUCGCAUAAAUUUGCCAGAAUUGUUUCCAAGUCUUAACAAAGUAGUAUUCCUGGAUGAUGAUAUUGUUGUCCAAACGGAUCUCUCGCCUCUGUGGGACAUUCACAUGAAUGGGAAAGUCAAUGGGGCUGUGGAGAUAGGCAGGGGAGGAGAUAAAUAUGUGAUGUCCAAGAGGUUCAAGAGCUAUCUGAAUUUUUCUCAUCCACUGAUAGCGAAUAAUUUCGAUCUGGCUGAAUGUGCAUGGGCCUACAGCAUGAAUGUCUUCGAUUUAGAAGCUCGGAGGAGGACUAAUAUAAGCCGGACAUACCAUUUCUGA
Molecule: messenger RNA, 600 nt
Organism: Striga asiatica
Lineage: Eukaryota; Viridiplantae; Streptophyta; Magnoliopsida; Lamiales; Orobanchaceae
Source: the annotation of a GenBank genome assembly